AUGAGACUGGCCGCGUAUACUGGGGCCUCAGUGGUCCUAGCCACUGGUGUGUUUCUAAAAGCUCUUCAUCAGAGGUCCAAUUUCUAUUCGGCAUGCGUCUAUCUCUCUCAGAGUAGUGCGAAUCUUAUGAUCCUCACGAAUUUAUGUCUUCUCGUUACCGGCUUUGUACUAUUCUGGUUCCAGCGACUUCUGUACGGACCCUUACGACCAAUCGAGACCGAGCAACUAUACGAGCGGGCCUGGUUCGCCGUCACAGAGACAUGUCUGGCCAUGACCAUCUUCCGAGGCGAACUUGGAGGCUGGUUCCUGGUCAUGUUCAUUUCGCUGCUGGUCGGCAAAGUCUGGGGUUGGAUUGGCGAAGGCCGCGUUGAGUUCUUAGAGCAACAGCCGCCGGCUAAUCCUCGGUUGUUCCAUGCUCGCCUGGCGGUAUCUCUCGUGCUAACGGUGUUAUUUAACUCCUUCAUGUUGCGGUACUGUGUGCAGACCGUCAUUACCCAGGCACGGCCGGAUAUGAUGGUCAUGUUUGGAUUCGAAUUCGCCAUCUUGACGAUCCUCUCGAGCUCCACCCUCCUCCGAUACGCUAUCGCGUUGACCGAGAUCUCCAUAACUCGCCAGCAGAUAAAGGCUAAGAUGCAAGAACGUCGGGAUGAGAUCCGCAUUGCGCGUGUCGAGGCGAUUCGAGAGCAUGCCCGCUUGGGAGCUACCUCCCCCCUGACGAUCUGCCUGACGAAAACGAUAUCAACGAGAUGGAGAUUGACGUGCCCGGAUGGGAAGAGAAGGGUCGUUGGUAUUCUGCUCACUUUCUAUGGCCUCCCCAUCCACAUCCUGCGGGACGUUGUUGUGACCAUCCGCUCGUUUGCCCGCCGCAUUAUGGACUUCUUGCGUUACCGAAAUGCGACAAGGGAUAUGCACCAGAGAUAUCCGGAUGCAACGGCAGAGGAAGUCUCCCGGGAAGAUGUCUGUAUCAUCUGCCGCGAGGAAAUGAUCCCAGUCCAACCAGCGCAACCGCAACCAGCGGCCGAUGCUGCUGGAGAACCUGCACCACAGCCGGCCGCUGGAAGCCAGCGUGUUCCUGACCGUUUACGUCCAAAGAAGCUCCCAUGUGGCCAUAUCUUGCACUUUUCGUGCCUCCGAAGCUGGCUUGAGAGGCAACAAAACUGCCCGACAUGUCGACGUCCAGUUAUCGCGCCCACGCGAACUCGAGGUGCUGCUGGAGUUGCAGGCAACAACGCACGUGGAGGUCAGAAUGGCAUCCAGCCAGGUCAACAAGGUGCAGAUGCACAACCACGUGCUCGGGUCUAUCAGUUUGGGCCCUUCCGUGUCGGCUUUGGGGCUGUGCGUGGAGAUCUAUUCAACAACCUUCAGCCACGGGGUGAUCAAGGUCAUGGCCCGCAGCCUGGGGCAAACCCGCCUGCGAAUGCGCCUGGAGGACAAAUUGGGUUUGGAUUCGGGUUCGGGCGCCGUCCCCAAGCCCCCGCCCCCGCUCUUGCCCCACAAGGUGCAGGUCCGGGGGGAUCUAUUGCUGCUGAAAUCAAUGAUCAGUUGGUGCAGAUCGAGCAACGGCUCAAUCAUGAGAUUGCCACUCUUCGAGCUGCCACCGAACAUCUAAAUCACGUGCGACAGCUUCGCGUGGAACUAGAGCGGUUGCUUGCUCAAGCAAGGGCUGUUAACCAAGAUGCUGCCGGCCAAGCAGUCCCGCCUCCCAACGUGAUCCCAGAAUCUUCGGUCUUCGCCACGGGCCACCAAUAUGGCACAGACCCAAGCAGUGAUGUUCUAAACUCGGGAGACCCUCGUCUACCUGAAGGACUCACUCUUCCCCCUGGUUGGACCCUCCUACCUCUCCAGCGCGUGGAUAAUGGUGCCAACAGUCUGGCACAGACAGUACAGCCCACGCCUACUACAGUGAUAUCCCCAUCUGCGCCAGCCGUGGCCAGUGCUAUAACUUCUCAGACCCCCACAUUCCCAAUGCCUGUUCAAGAUCAGACGAGCGGAAAUGUCGGGGUAAAUGCCCACGGCACCACCAAUGCUGAAACUUCUCCCGUAAAUGGGGCCUCUAGUCUACCGGUAUUGCAACCCACGCCCACCGUCCCUUCGGAUAACCGUGCAGACUCCCCGUCUCAAGAAUGGACCGACGUUGCCCCUCGAGGGUCAUUUGAGGCCAAAUCAUCUUCUUCCAUUCCUACUACAUGGGGUAGCAAUGGGGAAUCUGCAAAUAGUGCUUCUGGUCAAGCCGAGUCUCCUGAGUCCGCAUCCAACGGCAAACGCCGGGUUGCAUCAGUUGAAGAAACGCCCGAUGAAGAAGCUUGA
This is a messenger RNA of Penicillium concentricum, 2307 nucleotides long. RefSeq names its product E3 ubiquitin-protein ligase HRD1 (gene hrdA). The record is from RefSeq and is a predicted model, not a curated record. Bases 1 to 2307 code for a protein of 768 amino acids. Gene Ontology annotation, cellular component: cytoplasm. The transcript has 4 exons. Lineage: Eukaryota; Fungi; Ascomycota; Eurotiomycetes; Eurotiales; Aspergillaceae.